AGCCCAGCCUGGUUGGGUCAUUAGUCCAGCAUGGCCGUCCUCUCAGGACUCUUAGCCAGUUCCUGGGGCAGACAAAUUCUCUUCUACGUUGCAGAGAACUCCCAACAAAAAAAAGUAGCAGCACCAGACGCCAUCAUGGUUAGCGUUCUAACUCAGGAGCGUCUUCUCGGCGCUGCUCUCGGAAGCAUAUUCACGGGAAUCGUUGUAUUUGAGCAACGUAGAAGCAUCUAUAAAUCCAUUUCUUAUAACCAAGCUCAAUCCGAUUUUCAGUCUCAGGUGAGAGAACCUAUAUUCGGAAAGCAGUCUCGCUCACAGUUUGCACAUCUAUGGAACAAGGCUGUGGACCAGACAUUUGGACCAGUAAUCGAUUUGCUUAGUUCACGUGGGUGGUAGAAAUGUCGGAGUACUUCACUACCAAUUUAUGAGUGUUUCUCUGUUCUUUUCAUACACAUACUACAGCCUGGCCACAUUUGUAGUUUUGCACCUGUUCUGUAUUAUGCAAGGGACACACAUCCUGGGUCAGGAAAUAUGAUGAAGAACCCACAUAAUAAUUUUCCGACAAUUAUUAUUCCUAAAUGAGUAACGAUAUGUUUGAUGU
Molecule: messenger RNA, 598 nt
Organism: Juglans microcarpa x Juglans regia
Lineage: Eukaryota; Viridiplantae; Streptophyta; Magnoliopsida; Fagales; Juglandaceae
Exons: 3
Coding region: 31-393 (120 amino acids)
Source: RefSeq, a predicted model, not a curated record